Messenger RNA from Lentinula edodes (shiitake mushroom), 910 nucleotides. RefSeq lists its product as uncharacterized. Bases 1 to 720 code for a protein of 239 amino acids. The record is from RefSeq and is a predicted model, not a curated record. Lineage: Eukaryota; Fungi; Basidiomycota; Agaricomycetes; Agaricales; Omphalotaceae. The transcript is spliced from 5 exons.
AUGUCACAACCCAGACAAGAAGACCCAGCCAAUGUCCGUCUCGGUGAAGGACUAGACAACGCCCCUCCUCCACCGAGCACGACAAACGAAGAUCGCACGGACGAGGAGAAGAAGAACGAAGCUGAGAUCGCUGAACGUCUCUCCCGACUUAUCGAAGAUGCCAAUUCCAGAGUGGUUCCCCUCACCAAGAUGAUUCGCAAUCACAUCGAAAACAUGGAAGCCCGUCCAGACGACGACAAGAAUGAAGACGAGCUUGUUCAACAAGUUAGACCGCUCCUCCAACAAGCAGAGAAAAUCAUGAAUGAAUGCCAAGGGAUGAUGAAAGGCGCUGAUCCAGAUAAUAAGAUCUCUGAUAAAGCAAAGCGACACCAACAGACCCACAAGGCUACACCGGAAGAGCAGAGGUUGGCGGAGGCGUUGAAAGUGAUGAUUGAAGAAGUCGGAGGAACUAUUGAAUGGGCUAGGGACAAGCUCGAUAGCUUCCCCAAAGCAAAGCGAGAUCUCGGUCCACUGCUUGAUGCCCUUGGUCAACCGCUAACACAAAUCGUCUCCGGAGUCGCUAUGCUCCUCGCAGGCGUCUUGAACCUCGUCAAUAACCUCCUCAGCGGACUUGGAUUGAGCGGCCUGUUGACCGGUAUCCUUGGCGCUACGGGUCUUGACAAGAUAUUCAUUGGCCUGGGACUCGGGAAUCUGUUCCCGAAUGCAAAUAAGAAGAAAUAGAUCGAUCGCAGUCCUUUCUUUUCAGCUGGACAGCGGAAAUAGACUAGAAUAAAUCGUGGUUUGUUAUACAUAGUUUGCUACGCCUAAUGUCUCUUCUUGUAUCAUGUAUGAAAAUUGAGAUAUGUAGCACAAAUUUCGACCCCGGUUUGUGUGCCAUGGGGCCUAGAGUUAGGCUCACUAACAAUACAAU